AUGAUUCGCAGAAACCCAACUCUGAUUCCAAUGAACGACCUUGAUGUCCAGGACAUUCGAGAUAUGGUUGCUAAGCAAAGGGCCGACCAGCAGCUCAUGCAGAAAAUGAAAUGGCUUGUUGAGAGUCCAGAAAUUCUUAAAGAAGACUACGAUCUCAUAACUGAACUGAGCAAAGACAAAGCCAGAAGAUUGGGGCUUGACCCGGGUACGACCCCCUCCUCAUAG
Messenger RNA from Laccaria bicolor S238N-H82, 225 nucleotides. RefSeq lists its product as uncharacterized. The transcript has a single exon. Bases 1 to 225 code for a protein of 74 amino acids. Lineage: Eukaryota; Fungi; Basidiomycota; Agaricomycetes; Agaricales; Hydnangiaceae. The record is from RefSeq and is a predicted model, not a curated record.